Molecule: messenger RNA, 2109 nt
Organism: Suricata suricatta (meerkat)
Lineage: Eukaryota; Metazoa; Chordata; Mammalia; Carnivora; Herpestidae
Gene: RSL24D1
Product: ribosomal L24 domain containing 1
Exons: 6
Coding region: 68-559 (163 amino acids)
Biological process (GO): ribosomal large subunit biogenesis; translation
Cellular component (GO): nucleolus; ribosome
Molecular function (GO): structural constituent of ribosome
Source: RefSeq, a predicted model, not a curated record
GUGAGGGGCUUGCGUCACUUCCACUCGGGAUCGGCGAUUGUUCUGCGAGGCCUCGUGCGGUUUCACCAUGCGUAUUGAGAAGUGUUAUUUCUGUUCGGGGCCCAUUUAUCCCGGCCACGGCAUGAUGUUUGUCCGCAACGACUGCAAGGUGUUCAGAUUCUGUAAAUCCAAGUGUCAUAAAAACUUUAAGAAGAAGCGCAAUCCUCGUAAGGUCAGGUGGACUAAAGCAUUCCGUAAAGCAGCUGGUAAAGAGCUUACAGUGGAUAAUUCAUUUGAAUUUGAAAAACGUAGAAAUGAACCUGUUAAAUACCAGCGAGAGUUAUGGAAUAAAACUAUUGAUGCAAUGAAGAGAGUUGAAGAGAUCAAACAGAAACGCCAAGCCAAAUUUAUAAUGAACAGAUUAAAGAAAAAUAAAGAAUUACAGAAAGUUCAGGACAUCAAAGAAGUCAAGCAAAACAUUCAUCUUAUUCGGGCCCCUCUUGCAGGCAAAGGAAAACAGUUGGAAGAAAAAAUGGUGCAGAAAUUACAACAGGAUGUGGACAUGGAAGAUAUUUCUUAAAGAUCUCACUAAGCAUUUCUAUAAGUGCAUUUGAAAAUCUUAGUCUCGACAAAGAACUUCUAAAUUAUUUAUAUUUUAAAUAAGGUCACUCAAAUGAAAGGUAAUUAAAAAUACAUCUCUUCUGCAUUGCUGUCUGUUAGAAUGCAUUUCCAUUGUUAAACCUUCACUGAUAGUUACAUUUGUGUAAGUCAUGCAAAUUCUUUUUAUAAAUACAGAAGUGAAGCAUAGGCAUAAAAUGGUCCUGCCACUUGAGCCUCACAUAUUGAAGCCUAAUUAUGUUGGACUCUUUUGACCUGAUUCCACUGUUUUGAUAGGCUGCUCUUAAUGUUGGAGGUGAGAGCUGAAUAGCAAGUUCCUGAAAUGGCACUGUGUACUUUCCACUUUGGAGAACACUCAAUUUUGAGAUUCCUGAUAGAACCAGAUUUAUUUUUAUAGCUUAGCAAUUGGUUUAGAAGCAGAGGAAUCCCAGUGCCUUUUAAGAUAUGUUGUUUGGUUUUCUUUUAAAAAGGUCCUAAUUGUUUUUGGAAAAUAGAAUUUAUGGUUUUUAUGGUACAAAUUAUUUGGACCUAUGAUCAUUCUAAAGUAAGUAUCUGCCAAUUUUUUGUUUAAAAGGUACUAAAAAAAAAGUAUUAAUUAGUGGGAAGAAAAUAACACUCUCCUGCAUACUACUGAAGUAGGAAAUACAAUUAAAGAAAAAUAAAUAUUAAAUAAUGGAUUUAUAUUUCUCCAUUUUUUGCAACUUGAAGGAUAUUAAGUAACUCACUUUUUAUGUUUUUUAAGGACGGAACUUAGAAUGAAUUACAAUCUUAGGGUUAUAAAAUUAUAAAGUGAUGCCUAAAUUUUUACUGUAGAAUUAGUGAAAAAGUGAUCACUGGACAAAGUCUUUAGGAAAAAGACUGAAUUCCAGUGUGGUUUUGCCCUUAUGUUCUUAUUUGUUAAAUAUGGCUCAUUAGUAAACAUUAUUAGUAAAACAAUUAGGGGAAAUGACAAAUUACUUGAAAUUUUUAACUCCAUACUAGAUUUAUGGUUUUAAUAUAAACAUGUAAGAUUACAUACUGUCAGAUUUCCUACCUCACUGUUAGCUCUUGCCUUGAGACCAUCAAUUUGGAAAGGAUCUGAAAGGAAGAACUGACAAUGCAUCUCAAACUUUAACAUCCAAACGGUUCUCUUAACUGUCAGGAAUUCAUAGUAUUUUGAGAUUCCAAAUAUGAUUAUAAACUGUGUGAAUGCAGAUGCCACAGACUCCCCUCCCCCCCAAACUCUCUAAGCAUGGUUGUAUCACUCAACUGACCUUUUAAAAUGUUUCCUGAGAAGUGGCAUGGUAGAAUGCUAUUUUUUCUGUUUGUCUGAUUGGGGCCUCUGCUGGGCAGUUAGUAUAACACAAAAGCAUAAAAUUUUCCACACCUUUGCUUUACAGUACUUUUAUAUUCUCCAAUUGUUUAAGGGUAAUAAUAGCUUUAGAAGUCCUAGAAAAUAAUUUAACACACUUACCUUAUAAAACCUUGUAGAAUAGCAGGGAAAAAAAAACUUAUUAAAGGGUACUUGGUUGA